AUGGCCUUGCGGAACUUCAUGGCGAGACGCGGAGUACCAAAACGAAUCUUUAGCGACCGUGGCACAAAUUUUACAGCAUCUAGCAAAGAAUUGGGAGCAGCCUUGAAAGAGAUGAACCAGGAUCAGGUGAUACAAGAGAUCGUGAGUCCUCAUACUGAGUGGGAGUUCCUUCCUCCUGCUUCCCCUCACAUGGGCGGAAGCUGGGAACGUCUCGUGCGGUCGGUGAAAGUAAAUCUGCAAAAAAUUAAACCCCAGCGCAAUCCUUCUGAUGAAUCUCUGCGGAACAUUUUGGUUGAAAUAGAAAAUACUGUAAACUCGAGACCGUUGACAUUUGUAUCCGUGGAUGAACCUGAUGCCCCAGUAUUAACCCCAAAUCAUUUUCUACUGGGAUCUUCUAAUGGAUUGAAACCAGCUGCACCGCUCGAUGAUAGUAGAUGUAUUCGAAAAGUGGGCAUGGCGAGUCUCACAGGCAGAAGCAAACCUUUUCUGGAGAAGAUGGGUUAG
This is a messenger RNA of Armigeres subalbatus, 504 nucleotides long. RefSeq lists its product as uncharacterized. Gene Ontology annotation, molecular function: nucleic acid binding. The record is from RefSeq and is a predicted model, not a curated record. Lineage: Eukaryota; Metazoa; Arthropoda; Insecta; Diptera; Culicidae. The transcript has a single exon. Gene Ontology annotation, biological process: DNA integration. The coding region runs from base 1 to 504 and encodes 167 amino acids.